CACCAUUCAUAUGAAUCAUAUCCAUCGAUCACUGGUUGUGUGCUUUCAGUUCAUCGCUGUUCUCAGAACAGAGAAGAAGAAAGUGAAAAAUUGUGAAGAAAAAUGGUAGUUAUGAACCACUACAAUUGUGUAACAUGUGCAGCAACACCAAUAUCACAAGAUUCACCAUUACCAGACCCAAGAAAAACCAAGGUUAUUCUUCCCAAUAAGAAACCCAUGAAAUGGUCCUCUGGUAUGGCUCCUGGUGAUUACGGUGGUCCUCCCCUAACCACCAAGCUUCGCAAGUAUUGGGGUGGUGAGGAUCCUGACCCUAUGGCUUCUGAUGACUAUAUGUGGAACAAGGAUUUCGUCCCGCGUUUCAAGAGGAUGAUUCAGCAACCGAAAACUCCCAUUCAACCUCCAAAGGAAGUACCUUCUGGGUUUCUUAGCUUAAACAGAGUCAUGAGCCUCAACAGUAUGGAAGUUGAUUUGAGCAAAGAACUCUCAGCUCCUGUAAAUCAAAUUGUUCAGCAGCAACUAGAGACGCCAACUAUUGCGACUGAAAGUCUAAGCAAGAGGGCAAAAUGGAGAUUGGCGCCAACACGCCGCGAGCUAGACAAAUGGAAUAGAGCUGCCAAAGCUGCAACUGACGGAAGCGAUGUGAUGUUUCGGGAAUUAAGGAAGUCUCGUGAAAAUCCUGAAGUAUUGGCUGCUCAAUACAGGGAGCAGUAUUAUAAGUUAAAGAAGAGGUUGCAAGUGCUUACGUUGGGUAUAGGCUGCAUUGGGCUGGUUUCAACUUAUGUUUCUUAUUCUCCUGAGAUCGCAGCUAGCUUUGGUGCUGGCUUUCUUGGUUCUUUGGCGUAUAUCCGCAUGCUGGGAAGUAGCGUGGAUUCACUUAGUUCAAAUGGUUCAAGGGCCCUUAUCAAAGGAGCAGUUGGGCAACCAAGAUUGCUGGUUCCUGUUAUAUUGGUCAUGAUUUAUAAUCGAUGGAAUGCGAUUCUUGUUCCAGAAUAUGGUAUUAUGCACUUAGAAUUGAUACCAAUGCUAGUUGGUUUUUUCACAUACAAAAUAGCAACUUUUGCCCAAGCUAUAGAGGAGGUGAUUACUGUUGCUUCAAAGAAGGACCUAAAUAUAUCGUCUAAGGACUAGAUUUGGGUCAUUUGUCGUAACCAUGUGUUAAUAUCAUUUUUUUCAUAUUAAGGAUCUUAAUUAUAUCAAGGGACAUACAAUUACAUUCAUGUGUUCCUUUUGUAAUAAUGUCUAAUAAAUAUAUCUAGUGUAUUUUCCCUCUUUGAAGCAACAACACAAGUCUAAAAUCUUUUUUUAAA
Messenger RNA from Vicia villosa (hairy vetch), 1307 nucleotides. RefSeq names its product protein CONSERVED ONLY IN THE GREEN LINEAGE 160, chloroplastic. Bases 103 to 1128 code for a protein of 341 amino acids. Lineage: Eukaryota; Viridiplantae; Streptophyta; Magnoliopsida; Fabales; Fabaceae. The record is from RefSeq and is a predicted model, not a curated record. The transcript has 9 exons.